Acanthochromis polyacanthus (spiny chromis) is the source of this 4629-nucleotide messenger RNA. It is a transcript of the gene col9a1b, whose product is annotated as collagen, type IX, alpha 1b. Lineage: Eukaryota; Metazoa; Chordata; Actinopteri; Pomacentridae. The record is from RefSeq and is a predicted model, not a curated record. The transcript is spliced from 38 exons. The coding region runs from base 1008 to 3785 and encodes 925 amino acids.
UAUUAUUAUUAUUAUUAUACUGUUGUUGUUGCACUUUGACUUCUUUGUGUUUUUAAAAACUCUAUUCACAUCUGAUGGCCCUAUGCAUCUCAUGUAAGUAGAUAAGUUUUUCUUAGUAAAUUGGUGAAUGUUUGACAUGGUUUUCUGUGUCUGGUGCUUUGCUUUUUUUUAUUCCCACAGUCUGCAGACCUAUACUGUAAACUGGCGUACCACAACCUGAUAACAAAAGAGGACGUCAGUGUCCAGAGUAUUAAGUCCAAUUUGACUUAUCUGUUUUCCUGGAGACUUGAAACAAGUGGAAACUGGCAGGAUGUGAGGAGGAAAUGUGGGGGAGGGACAUCAGUUAAACAAUGAGCAAUUUCAUUUCUUGCACUUUACACCUUCAAAUUAAAAGCUGAGUUUCAUGGAAAUCAACACAAUGCAUAUCUUUGCAAUCUGGAUGUCAAUACUACAAUGAAAAAGACUAGUCCUGAACAUUAUUGCCUGUGUACAAAAGGUUUUUUUUUUUCUGCCUCUUUGCCUGACUGAACAAACACAGGCUGCAUUGCUCCUUGGUCAGCGUCUGUUGAUUUUCAGUUUGUACUGCACUGGAAACAAUGGUGUAUGAAUGCUGUGCAACCAUAGCAAUCACAGAGAAUGCAGAUCCCCAAAGUGCUGGGUAAAUUUGUUUGAAAUUUCAUUUAUUGCAUAAGCAUGACAAUAGAACUACAAAUGGGAUACAGUCUGGUAAGUGUACAAUUGAAGAAACAUUAGGCCAAACAUGAAGUCCAAAGUGGAAGCAGAGGACGCUAGUAGAAUGCAAAGUUGACACUGUGGAGACUGUUGACUCACUCCCCCAAAUAAAUGACAACAGUGAAGCCAAUAAGAGACCUCUCACUGUGACCUGUGAGGUUUUUUUACUCCUGCUGACAGAGCAACAAUUUCAGGGGUUUGUUCGCUCCCAGAAGCCAAUCUCAAAAAAACAUCUAGCAGCAGGUGCUUUUUACAUUUCCAGAUCAAGCUAUGAAAUGGGAGGAGUCAAAAGAAAUAUCAUUCUGUACUCGCUGUGCUGCUGCUAUGCAAUCCCACAAUAUCUCUGCACUGGACUUCAUUCUCAGACUGUGAGAUUUUCAACUCAAGUUGGUAUUCAUAUGGAACGGCAGUCCAUGUGUCCUCAGAUCAGAAUGGGAGAGAAUCAUUUCCCAGGAUUCUAUAUUAUGUCCCAGUUCCACAUCGCUGAGCUGGCGAGAAGGGGCACCGUCAAAAAGGUUGCUGGACCAUCUCCUCAGGAUGUUGCUUAUCAAAUCGACCCAGCUUUCAACUUCAGAAUCAACACAAGAUCAGCUUAUCCUCUGGGACUGCCAGAGGAGUUUGUAUUUGAGAUAGUGCUGCGCAUGAGUGACAGCAGCAUAAAUAAAAACUGGAAUAUCUGGCAAAUGCAGGAUGUGAAUGGAGACGAGCAGCUGGCUGUCAGACUCAAUGGCAAGUCGAGGUCUUUGGAGUUUACCUUCACCGCACUGAACACCGGGAGGCAGACUGUUGUUUUGGGCCCCCUGCCUUUUCUUUUCAAUGACCAGUGGCACCGAGUGUUCCUGGACAUCAGGAGGCACAGUGUGGCUCUUUUUGUGGACUGUGUCUUGACGGGUUCUCAGAAUAUUCCACCCCGGAAAAAAGUCAGUCUUGACGGCUUCACGUUGAUAGGAAAGCUCAAGGACAACCCUUUGGUGGCAAUUCCGUUUGAACUCCACUCCAUGCUGAUUCACUGCGAUGUGAUGCGAGCCCAGACAGAGGUUUGUCACGGCCUCCCAGCCAGAACGUUGACUGAUGUGACAGAGGUGCAGAGAAACAAUGGGACCCCUGGCCCUAUUGGACCUGCAGGUGUCCCGGGAAUUGAUGGCAUCGCUGGGGACAGGGGAGAAGAUGGCGAGGAUGGUCUUCCUGGACCUGACGGAGAUGCAGGUAAACCCGGAUCAUCGGGAUUACCUGGAAUUCCUGGAAAUGACGGUCUGACCGGCUCCAUUGGAGAUCCUGGGCCUGAUGGUCCCCCUGGACAGAAAGGUGAACCUGGAAAACCUGGACCUCGUGGAACAGCUGGUGUUGGACCAGAUGGACCCGCUGGACCACCGGGGCCUGGAGGACUUCCUGGUGAAGUGGGGAAAGGUGGACUACCUGGGUCCAUGGGUGUGAGAGGGCCACAGGGACCUCGCGGAUCGACAGGGCCCAGGGGUGCAGCUGGAAUGCUCGGCAGUGCCGACCUGUGUCCAAACUCUUGCCCACCUGGGACCUCUGGACAUCCUGGUCUUCCUGGCAUGAAGGGCCACAAAGGAGUAAAAGGUGAAGCAGGAGAACCUGGAAAGCAAGGGCACAAGGGCGAGGAGGGAGACCAGGGAAGUCUGGGGGAGGUUGGGGCCCAAGGACCAACGGGCCCUCAGGGAAUUCGUGGAGCCACGGGAAUGAUGGGUCCCAAGGGAGAGAUGGGAGCUCGAGGUCUUGAUGGAGAUCCAGGUCCCCAGGGUGUCGCAGGGGCAACUGGAGAUCAAGGCCAGAGAGGCAUGAUGGGCGAGCCUGGGCCUAAAGGUGAAACGGGUGUUCAAGGGCCAAGAGGAAUCACAGGGCUUCCAGGUCCCAAAGGAGAGGCUGGUCUACCGGGUGUGGACGGUCGUGUGGGUAUUCCUGGGAUGCCAGGGGCAAAGGGAGGUAUUGGGAAGCCCGGCAUUCCUGGAGAAGUUGGACUUCAGGGGCUUCCUGGUUUGCCUGGUGCACCUGGACCAAAAGGCCUAGGUGGCCCAAAGGGAGAUGCAGGUCAGGCAGGCCUCCCUGGAACAAUAGGAUCUGCUGGCAAACCAGGUGAGCGUGGAGAACAAGGAGAGGUGGGAUCUGUCGGACCUAUUGGCGAGCCUGGAGAUGUAGGGGAGCAAGGCCCCGUAGGUCCAGCUGGCAAGCCAGGAGCCCGAGGACCCAAAGGUGACCCCGGCCUUCCUGGUCUUCCAGGUCCUCCUGGCCUGCCUGGAGUUAAAGGAGACAGAGGAGAACGUGGAGAAGCAGGACCCAAAGGAGAGCAAGGAGUACAAGGUGAUGAAGGAAAUCCUGGAGACAAAGGCGAUGUUGGUGAGGCAGGAGCACCUGGACCUAAAGGAGACACUGGUAACCCUGGAGAACCUGGCAGGAGAGGUCCUGAGGGGAGUCGAGGGCAGCCUGGCAUUGAAGGGCCUCCAGGCACACCUGGACCAAGGGGCAUGCAGGGAAACAGGGGUCCCCCUGGAGUCAGAGGGACCCAGGGUCCUGCGGGUAAAGAGCCAAGUGAGCAGCACAUCAAACAAGUUUGCAUGCGAGUCAUGCAAGAACAACUGGCUCAGUUAGCUGCUAGUUUAAGGAGGCCAGAGUCUGGCAUAGCAGGCUUACCUGGAAAACCUGGACCUCCAGGACCUCCUGGACCUCCAGGAGAUAAUGGCUUCCCUGGGCAGGCUGGAGCAAGAGGGCUUCCAGGACUCAAAGGGCCACCAGGACAGAUAGGAGUGAAAGGACCCAAAGGUGAAAUGGGUGACAGAGGGUCCAGAGGGCCCACUGUACGGGGACCUAAAGGUCAGCCAGGACCUCCUGGACUUCCUGGGGAGCCAGGCAAACCUGGCUACGGUCAGGAUGGUCGGGAUGGGCAGAGGGGACCUCCUGGUGUUCCUGGACAGCCCGGCGUUCCUGGGCCUCCUGGUGCAGCUGGUCCUAAUGGAUACUGUGACCCAUCGGCUUGCAACCUCCAGGCGGGGGCUGCCCACCAGUCUCUGGAUGUGAAGGGACCAGCAGGGAACUAAGAGACACUCUGGCAGAGACAGAAAGACUGUUGGAUUAUCUCCCCUGAGCACACAACAUUUUUCACACUUUCUUCCCAGGGGCUGUGGUUGGCGUGCUGCCUUUGAUACAUUAACCCCCAGUCCUGUGAGCAUGUUUUGUGCCAGCCACAUCUCCAUCAGACAGAGCCAGUCUCUUUGAGAUGCAAAAUCACACACCUUAUUUUUUUAUGAGCUGCAACAAUCUAGCUUGUUCCAUUGUGUUUUUCUACCUGAAAGAUGUUUUUAUAUAUCAAGGAUUGUCCUCGCAUUUCUAUGAUGAUAUGAAAUGACCAAAAACGGUUGUUUAUCCCACUCUCCUUGUACUUCUGCCUGAAUUUUUCUAUUUAUGUUCUCAAUUUUUACUCUUUUACUUAAAUAAAAGCUCUUAUACUUUCUCACAGAACAUCUCAGAUAAUCAUCCAAAGCAAAUCAGGGUCUGAAUUUUACUUGGCUAGCAUGCCUGGUUCAGUCAUUGUGUUGUGCUAUAAUAUACCAAAGAUAAACCUGCUAAAACUCUCAUUUUAUGUUCAAAUGUAUUCAUAUGUCUGACUGCCUUUCCAGUUCUAAAUAAAAAGGAGAGAGGAUGAAGAUGUCAUCAAGUCACACUGACUUGAGUGUAUGUUGUAAAUCUGUAAAAAACAAAACAAAACAAAAGUUUAUGUAGUUAAUUAUAUUUCCUACAAAACCACCUGAUGUGAGAUUGUGCCUCAUUGUACAGAAUGACAACAGAGUGCAGCUGUGCAUAUAUGGAAAUAUAUUUUAGGGAUGAUGGAAAUCCUCAUUAAUGUAACAAAUAAAUAAAAUCACACAUGCAGUGUUUAAUUUA